Messenger RNA from Morone saxatilis (striped sea-bass), 1608 nucleotides. RefSeq names its product WD repeat domain 59 (gene wdr59). Gene Ontology annotation, molecular function: protein binding. NCBI's taxonomy places the organism in Eukaryota, Metazoa, Chordata, Actinopteri, Moronidae. The record is from RefSeq and is a predicted model, not a curated record.
AGUAACCAGCGUGUGGAUCUGUACUCGUGGAGGGACGGCUGUGGAGAAGUUCACACCUCCCUGCAGGGACACACCAGAGUCAUCAGUGAUCUGGACUGGUCCUGGUUUGAACCGGAGUUCCUGGUCACCAGCUCAGUGGACACAUACAUCUACAUCUGGGACACCAGAGACACCCGUAAACCGACGGUGGCGCUGUCCGCUGUCGCCGGGGCAUCUCAGGUGAAGUGGAACAAGAAGAACCAGUACCUGCUGGCGUCCAGUCAUGACGGGGACGUGCGGAUCUGGGAUAAAAGAAAGCCGAACACGGCGGCAGAGUACGUGGCGGCUCACCUGUCGAAGAUCCACGGCCUCGACUGGCAUCCAGACAACGAGUUCAUCCUCGCCACGUCAAGCCAGGACAACUCAGUGAGGUUUUGGGAUUACCGACAGCCCAGGAAGUACCUGAACAUCCUGUCCUGUCAGGUGCCAGUGUGGAAGGCCAGGUACACGCCGUUCUCUAACGGUCUGGUCACAGUGAUGGUUCCUCAGCUGAGGAGGGAGAACAGUCUCUUACUGUGGAGCACGCUCGACCUCAACAGUCCCGUCCACGCCUUCGUCGGACACGAUGACGUAGUGCUCGAGUUUCAGUGGAGGCCGCAGAAAGAAGGCUCUAAGGACUACCAGCUGGUCACAUGGUCCAGAGACCAGACUCUGAGGAUUUGGAGGGUGGAUCCUCAGCUACAGAAGCUGUGUGUCAGUGACGCGGUGGAGGACCUGAUGGAGGGGAUGUCUCUCACCGUGGAGUCGGAGAAGUCUCUGUCGUCUCAGGAGCCCGACAGUCAGCACGGCGUCGGUCCGGCUGCAGGAAACCUGCAGGACCAGGACUCUGGAGGUCGUCAGGACUCGGCGGUGGGUUCGGGUCUCCCUCAGACUCUGCAGCAGGAGUUCUCUCUGGUCAACCUACAGAUCAGAAACGUCAACGUGGAGAUGGACGCGGUGAACCGCAGCUGCGUGGUGUCGGCUCACUUCGGCAGCCAUCAGGUUCACCUGGUGGUGAAGUUUCCCGCCCAGUAUCCCAACAACGCCGCGCCCACCUUCCAGUUCGUCUCCCCGACGACCAUCCCCUCCGCCAUGAAGACCAAGAUCCAGAAGAUUCUGACCGACACGUCUCUUCAGAAGGUGAAGAGGAACCAGAACUGUCUGGAGCCGUGUGUCCGGCAGCUGGUUUCCUGUCUGGAGUCCGACAUGACGCAGGAGGACGGUCCGCCCUCCGGUCCCUUCGUCCUGUCCAACCCCGUCACUCCGGCCCUGCAGGCGUUUCCUCGAGUCACCAACACGUACGGCUCCUACCAGGACGCCAACAUCCCGUUCCCUCGGACCUCCGGAGCCCGUUUCUGUGGCACCGGCUGUCUGGUUUACUUCACCCGACCAAUCACCAUGCACCGCUCUGCCCCGCCCACCGAGCCCACUCCCAGGUCGCUGUCCGCUCUGUCGGCCUAUCACAGCGGAGUGCUGACUCCGAUGAAGAUGCGUUCAGAGUCUCAGAGCACUCUGCGGUUGUACAGCGGCAGCCCGACUCGCUCCGACAAAGACACUGUCUCCAUCUCGUCCUUUUACUACAAAGAGAGG